GAGGCGGGAGCGGAAGGGAGGCAACGGGCUCUGAAACAUGGCGUGCACAUACACACGCAGAGAGAUGACAGCCGGCGUGUGUUUGUUUUCUGCGCUUAUCGCCGCAUGUGUGAUGCUGCAGCCCGCAUCGGCCAAACCGGGAAAAUUGAGGGUUAUCACAGAUGGAGACUGGGAGGACAUCUUGACGGGGGAAUGGAUGAUCGAGUUUUUUGCUCCAUGGUGUCCAGCCUGCCAGCAGCUCCAGUCCGUGUGGAAUGAGUUUGCAGAAUGGAGUGAAGAUUUGGGGGUGAACAUUGCCAAGGUGGAUGUCACAGAGCAGCCUGGUUUGAGUGGGAGGUUUAUCAUCACAGCUCUCCCAACUAUCUACCACUGUAAAGACGGUGUAUUUCGGCGGUAUCAAGGGGCCCGAUCUAAAGAUGACUUCCUGAGCUUCAUUGAUGAGAAGAAAUGGCAGAGCAUAGAGCCGGUCUCUUCCUGGUUUGGUCCCUCAUCCUUACUAAUGAACGCGAUGUCCGCCCUCUUUAAGUUAUCCAUGUUCAUCCGGCAUUGCCACAAUUACUUAACAGAGCAGCUGGGCAUCCCGGUUUGGGGCUCAUAUGGAAUUUUUGCUCUGGCAACACUUUUCUCAGGAUUGACCCUUGGAUUGGUGCUGGUUUUCAUAGCAGAUUUUGUGUUCCCAUCACGCCGGUUUGCACCAGAUUAUUACUACAAAAAACAGCCUUCAGGGCAGGCACGUCUCCUGCAGCAGUUAGAAGAUGAGCAGGAAGCAGACGGAGAGGAAGAGGAUGAUGAAGAUGAGUACGGAGGAAAGGCUGAAGAGUGGCAGCAGGUGGGCGGUGCUGAUGCUCUCAGGAGAAGAGGUGUUGGUGUGCCGGAGGAGGACACCUAGAGGACCGGAGAGGAACUGCCUCUAUCUCACUGUGCACAAAACCACCACUCCAAACACAUCGCUAUGGCAACACCCACAUGUUCUGCCAUGGCAACACUCAUUGAGUUUGUUGAUGUCAUAGCUUCCUCCCAAAUAUUCAGUCGUCUCUGACUGUAAGACUGAUUUGGUUUUGCUUCUCUCUCUGUUUCUCGCCACUGGUUUGAGUGUUUUAUCUUUCAUAGCUGUCCAGUUUUAAUUAUUACACUCCUUGCUAUGCAGUAUCUCUAGUGUGUGUGUGUGUGUGUGUGUGUGUGUGUGUGUGUGUAUGUGUGUGUGUUAGAUAAAUAUUAGAACUUACUUUAAAGGAAUUCCAUGAGUCACAGCUGCAAUAUUCCCCAUACAAAGGGUGAGUAAAUAACCAAGACAACAACCUCACUGUGAAUCUGUGAUUCAGUCGUAAUUGAGGCUUUUGGGAAUUUGAAAGGUUUUGCGCUUUACUUUGUAAAUAUUUUAUUUUAGAUUUUUGAAUGCCUGUUAGAUAAAGACAGAAUGUUCAAUUUGCUGUUUUAAUGGUUUUUCUUCCACUUAGAGUUCAGCUUCAUACUUUUUGCAUUUGUUUUUUUGUUGUUGCAGUUUUGAAAAACUAGAAAAUUAACAGCUGUUUCUUAACGUGUGUUUGAGAGAGAGAGAGAGGUUAUUUUCUUGAAUGGAAAGGAACCUAUGAGCACAGUGAUCAGAUCUUAUAAUGUUUGACACGUGUAUCAGCGCUCACACUGAAUCUGACUCUAUAAGGGUAUUCCAUUCAUUUUAAUCCACCACAUCUUGUUGGUUUAAAUGUUGUAUCUGUUACAUGACACAUAGGGAUAUGUGAUUGAUUUGAGUUGGUGUAUUACAGUUGAAGUCAGAAAUUUACAUACACCUUAGCCAAAUACAUUUAAACUAAGUUUUUCACAAUCCCUGUCUUAGGUCAGUAAGGUCUUUAUUUUAAGAAUGUGAAAUGUCAGAAUAAUAGUAGAGAGAAUGAUUUAUUUCAGCUUUUAUUUCUUCACAUUCACAGUCGGUCAGAUGUUUACAUACACUUUGUUAGUAUUUGGUAGCAUUGCCUUUAAAUUAUUUAACUUGGGUCAAAGUUUUUGGGUAGCCUUCCACAAGCUUCUCACAAUAAGUUGCUGGAAUUUUGGCCCAUUCCUCCAAACAGAACUGGUGUAACUGAGUCAGGUUUGUACACGCUUUUUCAGUUGCCCACAAAUGUUCUAUUGGAUUGAGGUCAGAGCUUUGUGAUGGCCACACCAAUACCUUGACUUUGUCCUUAAGCCAUUUUCCACACCUUCGGAGGUAAGCUUGGGGUCACUGUCCAUGUGGAAGACCCAUUUGCGACCGAGCUUUAACUUCCUGGCUGAUGUUUUGAAAUGUUGCUUCAAUAUAUCCACAUAAUUUUCCUUCCUCAUGAUGCCAUCUAUUUUGUGAAUAGAUGUCCCUGCCAUCUCACCAGUCCCUGCUGCAGCAAAGCACCCCCAGGACAUGAUGCUGCCACCCCCAUACUUCACGGCUGGGAUGAUGUUUUUCGGCUUGCAAGCCUCACCCUUUUUCUUCCAAACAUAACGAUGGUCAUUAUGGCCAAACUGUUCAAUUUUUGUUUCAUUAGACCAGAGGACAUUUUUCCAAAAAGUAAGAUCUUUGUCCCCAUGUGCACUUGCAAACUGUAGUCUGUUUUUUUUAUGGUGGUUUUGGAGCAGUGGCUUCUUCCUUGCCGAGCAGCCUUUCAGGUUAUGUCGAUAUAGGACUCGUUUUACUGUGGAUAUAGAUACUUGUCUACCUGUUUCUUCCAGCAUCUUCACAAGGUCAUUUGCUGUUGUUCUGGGAUUGAUUUGCACUUUUCGCACCAAACUACAUUCAUCUCUAGGAGACAGAAUGCGUCCUGAACGGUAUGAUGGCUGCAUGGUCCCAUGGUGUUUAUACUUGCAUACUAUUGUUUGUACAGAUGAACGUGACCUUCAGCCAUUUGGAAAUUGCUCCCAAGGAUGAACCAGACUUGUGGAGGUCCACAAUUUUUUUCUUUUCUUUUUCUUUCUCUGAGGUCUUGGCUGAAUUCUUUGGAUUUUCCCAUGAUGUCAAGCAAAGAGGCACUGAGUUUGAAGGUAGGCCUUAAAAAUACAUCCACUGGUACACCUCCAAUUUAGUACACCUCCUAUCAGAAGCUAAUUGGGUAUUUGUCUAAAGGCUUGACAUCAUUUUGUGGAAUUUUUCAAGCUGCUUAAAAGCACAGUUAACUUAGUGUAUGUAAACUUCUAACCCACUGGAAUUGUGAUAUGGUCGAUUAAAAGUGAAACAAUCUGUCUGUAAACAAUUGUUGGAAAAAUGACUUCACAGCAGUGUUAUUCACAAAGUAGUUGUCCUAAAUGACUUGUCAAAACUAUAGUUUGCUUAUAUUAAAUCUGUGGAGUGGUUAAAUUAGUUUUAAUGACUUCAACCUAAGUGUAUGUAAACUUCUGUCUUCAACUGUAUGUUCUGUUCUGUUUCUAUGAUACAGUGGAUCGUAAGAUGUCAAUUUGAAAUGUAGCUCAGUCUUCCAAAUGUUUCUGAAUGCAGUUUAUUUUUACUUCCAAUAUUUUCAUUACCUAAAACACUCCCUGUAUGAUGCAAAUGAGCAUCAAAACUCCUACUACUGCUAACUCUUUGCCUCCGACCCGUGACUGAUACCUGACUCUCCCUCGAGAACUUAAGUGCUUCUCAGUAUAUUCUGCUCAGCUGUCCACAGCAAAAGUACUAAAGUGUGAAUGUCUGCAAUUGCAACUCUUUUGCUUACAGUGUUAGUAUGUAAGGUUUUUGGGAUGAUUCUGGAUUUGAGUAUGAAUCAGAACUGUUAAUAAACAGUUUAAAGCUG
Myxocyprinus asiaticus (Chinese sucker) is the source of this 3752-nucleotide messenger RNA. RefSeq names its product thioredoxin-related transmembrane protein 1-like. The transcript is spliced from 8 exons. The record is from RefSeq and is a predicted model, not a curated record. Lineage: Eukaryota; Metazoa; Chordata; Actinopteri; Cypriniformes; Catostomidae. The coding region runs from base 38 to 889 and encodes 283 amino acids.